Messenger RNA from Caenorhabditis remanei, 498 nucleotides. RefSeq lists its product as uncharacterized. The record is from RefSeq and is a predicted model, not a curated record. Bases 1 to 498 code for a protein of 165 amino acids. The transcript has 4 exons. Lineage: Eukaryota; Metazoa; Nematoda; Chromadorea; Rhabditida; Rhabditidae.
AUGGUCGAAUGCAACAUAAGCAAAUGCACUAAAAUCCUUCUCAUCGUUCAACUAUUUCUGAUCAUUGUCGAAGGCGAGUCCAAGAUCAUGGAUCCAAAGUUUAAGAUUUCAAUAAUUACAGCUCAAACUAAUGCAUCUCCAACUGUAGAUCCUAUCAAAUACGACUCACGACUCCGCCAAGUGGCAGCGAAACUGAAAAUAGCUGUGGAAGAAAUGACAAGUAGAGAUCUUCAUCCCAAAGUUAAAAUGUGUUUGUCUCGUUCAAUUCCACCGAAUAAUCCCAUGUUAGGUGAAAUUAUGAAACUUUUCAAAGAGCCAAGUAAACUUUUCGACAAUGCAAAUGGUUUAUUGUCUGAUCAGAAGGAGACUCGUCUUCGGAAAAUGAAUGUCAAAAAAGAAAAAGAAGAAAACACUGCAAAAUCACCUGCACCAAAACAGCCAUCAAGUGCAAUCAGCAAUCCGAGAUCUGUUCCUACAAAUACGAAGAAGGAAAAGUGA